UCUUAUGAAAAUCAUUGACAAACAACCAGAUGUUACUCGAAUAUGCAGCAACGAAACGCUGAACGUGAUCAUGCUGACAGUGUGUAAGAUCAGCACACAGAGGAGCAGAGGAGAAGAGUGCAGGCUGCUGUAUCGACAUGGACAAAACUUUGAGCAUGGAUGUGACUCCAGGUUCACACUGAUGAAAGAAAACGGGACUGUGUUUCUCCACCUGACAAAUGUAACAGCAGAGGACGGCGGGAACUACACCUGUGAGUGUGUACAGACCGGAGGAACAUAUAAGCUCCAGCUCAGUGUCACUGUGGAAGUGCCAAUCUCAGAGGAGGAAGAGAACAUCAAUUCAACAGACACGUCUAUUUCUCUUUAUUUGAUCACUGCAGCAGGAGUCGUCAUUGUAACUGGAGUUAACCUGGCAUUUUUCUACUGGUUGAGAAGUCGUGGUUGCCGUUCACGCUCAGAAACAAUUGAAAUAUCCGUACGUAAAACUUCAUCUUCUGUGUAUGACAAUGACCUGGGGGACCAGUGCAGAAGCCUUCGGCAGCCAGGAAAUGAUCUCUAUCAAAAUAUCGCCUCAGUCCGCUAUCAGCGUAACAUCAGGACACAUGCAGCAAGACGUGCUGAAAAUGUCUGCAAGGAUAAUCUGGAAAUGGAUCAGAUGUCUAAUGACUAUGAAAACAUUUGAACUAGAACACAAGUUAACUUCUAGUUUGUUUCAGUCAUCCAGUUGAAGUUCACAGGGGUGCUCGAGCCUGUCCCAGCUGUGCAAAG
Messenger RNA from Maylandia zebra (zebra mbuna), 768 nucleotides. RefSeq lists its product as uncharacterized. NCBI's taxonomy places the organism in Eukaryota, Metazoa, Chordata, Actinopteri, Cichliformes, Cichlidae. The record is from RefSeq and is a predicted model, not a curated record.